This is a messenger RNA of Gordionus sp. m RMFG-2023, 1188 nucleotides long. Its product is annotated as annexin A4-like. Gene Ontology annotation, molecular function: calcium-dependent phospholipid binding; calcium ion binding. The transcript is spliced from 11 exons. Gene Ontology annotation, cellular component: cytoplasm. Lineage: Eukaryota; Metazoa; Nematomorpha; Gordioida; Chordodea; Parachordodidae. Bases 147 to 1025 code for a protein of 292 amino acids. The record is from RefSeq and is a predicted model, not a curated record.
UUCCCGGUUGAUAAUUUUGAAAAUUAUAAAUGUAAUGAUAUGAUUGGUAAAAAAAUAUCAAGGGUGCCUUGUUGAGUCAUCAACGAUCAAUUAUUAGGGAGCAUCCAUUUGAUCAUAAAAAUGAUGCAGAAAAGCUUAGAAAGGCAAUGAAAGGAUUUGGAACUGACGAAGAUACCUUAAUUGAUAUAAUUACUAAGAGAACAAAUAUACAGAGACAACAAAUUGCCCAAAUUUAUAAAGGAUUAUAUAACAAGGAUUUGUAUCAAGAAAUCAAAAGUGAAGUUUCUGGAAAAUUAGAAAAGGUAUUGCUAGCACUUCUUACACCACCUGAUGUAUAUGAUGCUCAAUGUCUGAAUGAUGCUAUAAAAGGUUUAGGGACGAAUGAAUCUAUUCUGAUAGAAAUUCUGUGCUCCAGAACUCCUCAACAAAUUAUUCGGAUUAAGGAAGCUUAUAAAAGAAUAUAUGGAAGGGAUCUUGAAAGGGACGUGGCCGGUGAUACGUCAGGCGAUUUGGAAAAAAUAUUAUUGGCACUUUGUCGAAGUCAAAGGGAUUAUUCUAACAGAGUGGACGGAAAUAAGGCACAACAAGAUGCUCAAAGACUUUUCAAGGCCGGAAUAAAUAAGUGGGGAACUGAUGAGGGUUUGUUUGUGGAUAUUUUUACUUCCCAAAAUCCUUCCCAGCUCAAUGCCACCAUGCAAGAGUAUCAAAGGUUAACACACCAGGAUAUCGAAACAUCUAUCAACAGUGAAAUGGGAGGAAAAUUUAAAAAGGCUUUUUUGACUCUAAUCGAAUGCCUUAGAUAUCCCGCAUCCUAUUUUGCUAAAAGAUUGCAUGAAUCAAUUCAAGGCUUUGGAACGAAAGACGAGGAUUUAAUCCGCAUAAUUGUGUCUCGAUCCGAAGUAGAUUUAGCGCAAAUUAGGCAAGAUUUUCGGAGAAUAUACAAUAAAUGCUUGGAGACAUUUAUAAAGGAUGACACCAGUGGCGAUUAUGAAAAAAUUUUAUUAGCUCUCGUUGUUGGGAACUAGGAAGAAAAUUUUUUCAUUCAAUUCCAAUCAAAAUUAUUUAUACAAUUCCUUUUUUUAAUAAACCAUUAAUCCUAAUGGGUGUGAUUACUUUUUAUAAUUUCAAUCUGGAAAAAAACACUUUAUUAUUGAUUUGAAGGCAAAAAAUAAUUUUUCAAACAUCUUA